Molecule: messenger RNA, 1009 nt
Organism: Stegodyphus dumicola
Lineage: Eukaryota; Metazoa; Arthropoda; Arachnida; Araneae; Eresidae
Gene: capt
Product: adenylyl cyclase-associated protein 1
Biological process (GO): cytoskeleton organization; actin filament organization
Cellular component (GO): cytoplasm
Molecular function (GO): adenylate cyclase binding; actin binding
Source: RefSeq, a predicted model, not a curated record
AAUCGGAAUAAAUCCUCUUUUUUAUAAAACCGCUGUUACCGGUUGGUAGUAGUGUUGGGGUUGUGAGUGUUAGCUGGUAGUUGCGUGAUUGUUUCCGUUUUCAUAGUGUCUGAUUUUUAUUCUGAAGACAAACAUGGAGAACAGACCACCCUAUGUGUUAGAGGAAUUUGAAAAAAUCAUCGAGGGAGUUGUAGACGAAUUUACUGCAGCUGCCAAAGUCUUAGGAGAGCCAAUAACUACAUUGGCUGACAUGGCUAAGGAAGCAUUUCUGAGAGAGCGUGAUAUUAUAUCUUUUGGAAUUAGAAGUCCUCCACCACCAGAACCGGAUUCAUACAGUGAUAGAUAUGUUCCACUGAUUACUGCCAUCAAUCGUAUUCAGGACUUAAGAAAUCAUAACAGACAGUGCGACGAAUUUUUCAAUCAUAUGUCUGUUGUUUCUGAAUCGAUUGAUGCAUUAAAAUGGAUUCCUGUUAGACCAGCUCCAACUCAGUACAUACGGGAGGUGAAAGAAAGUGCUGAUUACUAUGGGAACCGUGUCCUAUCAAGAAAAAAAGGUGACCAAAGACAUAUGAAUUUUAUAAACAAGUGGAAGGAAGUUUUAAGAGCUCUUGAGCAAUAUGUAAAAGCUUUUCAUUUAACUGGAUUCUCUUGGGGAUGUGCAAUGGAUUCAGUGGAACGAGAAGGACGCCAAGUGCAUGGUGCUGUUCCUCCUGUUCCUCCUCCUCCUCCCCCUCCGAAUGUUUGUGACUCUCUUGUUGGUGGUGAUAAUCGUCAUGCUCUACUGCAGGAGCUAAACCAGGGUGUGGAUAUUGUGAGAAUGUUAAAACCUGUUAAACUUGGUGAUGGCCAGGAACAGCCACCUCAUGCACGUGCACCAGUUGCUGCACGUGGUGAUGCUGCCAUGCCACGUGGAUCUGCUCUUAGAAGAAUUGAAGAACCUCCAAAAUGCAUUUUAGAAGGAAGGAAGUGGAGAGUUGUAAGUCAAAAACGAUAAUUUAAACAAGUAUUU